AUGGAUAUGGCGUCCCAAAGCGUGCUAGACCGCUGGCAGGACAGCACCUGGAUCGAGCAACGACAAGAGACAGGCCAGCCAGGUCCACCCGCAUUCUGCCAACGCCGCAGCGUGCAUCGUCCUGCAGCCCGCUGGUGUCUGCGCUCUCUGGAUACAGAUACGGAAGAGGACAUGGCUCUCGGCGAGCGGAGCCUACUACAGCCUUGUCUGUGGACACUAUGUGCAGGAACGCUUUCACCAACCGGCGAUAUAUCACUUCCCCAACUUCAUGUCCCGACAGACGAGACGGAAAACGGACGAUAG
Sporothrix schenckii 1099-18 is the source of this 303-nucleotide messenger RNA. RefSeq lists its product as uncharacterized. The record is from RefSeq and is a predicted model, not a curated record. NCBI's taxonomy places the organism in Eukaryota, Fungi, Ascomycota, Sordariomycetes, Ophiostomatales, Ophiostomataceae. The transcript has 2 exons. The coding region runs from base 1 to 303 and encodes 100 amino acids.